Cornus florida is the source of this 1162-nucleotide messenger RNA. RefSeq names its product ethylene-responsive transcription factor ERF038-like. The transcript has a single exon. NCBI's taxonomy places the organism in Eukaryota, Viridiplantae, Streptophyta, Magnoliopsida, Cornales, Cornaceae. Gene Ontology annotation, molecular function: DNA-binding transcription factor activity; DNA binding. The record is from RefSeq and is a predicted model, not a curated record. Gene Ontology annotation, biological process: regulation of DNA-templated transcription. Bases 27 to 785 code for a protein of 252 amino acids.
UACUAACAAAAUAAAAAUCUUUUACUAUGCAAGAAACUUUCAUUAAAGAGUGUACCACUUCUACCACCACCACUUCCGCCACCACGGCCACCACCAUCUCCGCUUCCCCCUCAUGCUCUUCUCCGACAAAGAGUACCACCAAAAUUGUGACAAAAAAGGGCACCAAGCGGGUCUUAGAAGAGAAAAAUGACAAUGACAAUAACAAGAAGGCUAAGAAUGGUGGUGGUGGUGGUGGUGGUGGUGGCGGUGAUGAGAAGCACCCGGUUUAUCACGGUGUACGAAUGCGGAGUUGGGGCAAAUGGGUAUCCGAAAUCCGGGAGCCGAGGAAGAAGUCAAGAAUAUGGCUUGGGACUUUCGACACACCUGAAAUGGCAGCUCGAGCCCACGAUGUGGCUGCCAUAGCAAUCAAAGGCCACUUGGCUUAUCUCAACUUCCCGGAGCUGGCUCAUGAACUGCCCCGUCCAGCAUCCAAGUUUCCGAAAGACAUUCAAGCCGCGGCAGCCAAAGCAGCCGCCCUAGCUCCACCGAGAAGCCAUGAAGCCGAAGCUGAUCAGCUGAUGGCUCCAAUCUCCCCGGAUUCUACUGCAACUUCACAUGACACUAUUGAGUCAUCAACUUCACCUCCAAAUUUCAUCAGUGAUCCGUUUUUCGAUUUGCCUGAUCUCUUCUUCGACGUUAAUUAUCAAUUUGAGGAGUUCUGCAGCGCAGCCUUGCCGUGGCAGCUGGCUGGAGCCGAGUCUGUUGAUAGUGAAUGUUGGCCUGAACAACCUUCUUUAUGGGAUUAAUGUUCUUUGCUUCUCAAGUUCAAAAUUUGCAAGAUGGUUGCCAAUGUUGGUGCUUCUCCGAAUUCAAGCAAAGCCCAAAUCAAGAAGCUCAAGUUUGAAUCGUUUGAUAACAUUACACCCUUUUGGUUUGCCAAAUUAAUACUUGAAGACUCAAAAGGUUCUUGAACUCACAUCCCUUUUUUCUUUGUGAACAUAAAAUAAGUUGGAAAAAAAAAAAAAAAAAAAAUUAUAUCAUCCUCUUGAUUUGGUGUGAAAUUAACUUGAACUACAUAGUUUUUCUCAAUGUAUUCUAGAUUUACCACUUUCUGGAUUUAGAAAUUCAAAUAAUAUAUUAAUGGAAUUCCAAGACAUUGCAUGCGAAAUCAUGUAGGAAUUUA